AUGACGACUUGUGGAGGGCCGCCGCAGUUGAUGGCGGAGGCAACGGCGGAGGAGAGGGAUGCGUUGGAGAGGAGUAGGAAGAAGGUGAGGAAAGCGGGGAUAGCAUUCAACGAGGAAGAAUUUCCUAGACUAAUCGGAAAGGAACAGGAAAGCCGAGAGGAAGGGGGGAAACGCUCUUACCGUGAUUCUGUGAAAGAAGGUGGUGCGACGUCGAGAGCAGGGUUAUUCAGAAUGGAGGAUGAGGAGUCCGUUGAUACUGGGUUUGAUGCCUUAGAAGAUUUGAACGAGGGCAUCUGGAUAGAUAGAGCAAAUCCGCAGAAGUCGAAUAUAGUAGUGUCGGUUGAAGAGAAUCGGAGGAUAGGAGAGAUUUUCUCGCAAACUUUGGUUGUUAAACUGGUGGGGAAGACAAUGACACUGGCAGCCAUGAAGAGAAACCUGCUGCAUCUAUGGGGGAAAAGGGGGAAGGUGAAAGUAUCAGAUGUUGAGAAUGAUUACUAUAUGGUUGGCUUUCAGGAUGUUGAUGACUACAUGAACGCCUUAACCGGCGGACCAUGGACUCUAUUUGAUUCUUAUCUGAGUGUGAUGAGAUGGAGGUCUGAUUUUGAACCAUUGAUGGAAGAGAUAACUAAGAUUGCUGUUUGGGUGAGACUGCCGGGAUUAUCGUUUAAGUAUUUCGAUAAGAAGAUUCUGUGGAAUGUCGGAAGUGCCAUUGGUAAGGUGUUGAGGGUAGAUACAAGCACGGCUACAAGAGCAAGAGGAAUGUAUGCUCGAAUAUGCGUAGAAGUUGACCUUAAACAGCCGUUGAUCCCCCAGUAUACAAUUGAUGGAGUGACAAAGCAAAUAGAGUAUGAAAGCAUGGGACUCUUGUGCUUGUGCUGUGGCCGUUUUGGGCACGUAAAAGAUCACUGCAAAGAAGGUAAAAGGGCAGAUAAAAAAGACGGAUAUGAGAGUCAAAAUACUAGGGAGGAUAUGGAGGUGGAAGGUCCCUGGAAAGUGGUACAGAGAAGUAGGAGGGGUAGAAGGGUGCAGAACCAAGUGGGGAGUGUUGCAGGGACGUCACGUUUCUCAGUGCUUGAGAGGCAGACCGAGAGGGAAGAGGAGAAUGAACAGGGGGUGGCACCAAUGCAAGAUAUAACUAAUGGAAGUAGAGUGGAUGCAAGAAGUGGAAGGAGUAAGGAGACUCAUCGAAGAAAUACAGAUAAAUCACAACAGAAAGGGAAUGAAGGAAUCAUUUUCAGAGCAACGAAUUUGAUAAUUUGGAAUUGUCGUGGAGCUGCAAGUAAUAAGAGUAUAGCAGCAGUGAAAGAAAUUAAUAGAUUACAUAAGCCGGAUUUGUUUGCUUUGGUUGAAACUAGGGUGAGUGGAAACAAAGUAAAAGAUAUUGUGAAGAGAAUGGGGUUUAAUUUCUCUGUGAGAGUGGAAGCAAGGGGGUAUACUGGUGGAAUCUGGCUUUGUUGGAAGGAGGAGAACCUCAGUGUUGAAGUUCUUUGGGAGUGUGAGGAAUUCUUACAUGUCAGAAUUGACAGAAGCAACUCGUUAGUGUGCUUCUGCACCAUAGUCUAUGCAAACCCGCAGGGAGUAAGGAGAAAUGAAUUAUGGGAUAAAUGGAAUGUGAUUGCACAGGAGGUGAAAGGUCCUUGGCUCAUAGGGGGUGGUUUUAAUGAUAUUGCCUCUCUAAGUGAGCAAAGCGGAGGCAUGGGGGCUAAUAUUAACAGAUGUAAUGCGUUUCGUGAUUGGAUUCAUAGGAAUGUUUUGAUUGAUUUAGAUCCAGUGGGUCCGUUUUUUACUUGGAGGGGACCUAAAUGGGAAGGAAGGGAAAGGGUGUUUAAGAGACUGGACAGAGGUUUGUGCAAUGUGGAAUGGCAGAAUGCCUACUCAAAUGCGUUUGUACGAGUGCUUCCCAGAAUUCACUCGGAUCAUCAUCCCCUUUUAUUUAACUUCAGCGGACAACAAACUGUUUGGGUAGAGAGGCCGUUUCGUUUUGAAGCCAUGUGGUUAAAGCAUCCGGAUUUUAAGAACUUCAUGGAGAAGAAAUGGAAUAAGGGAGAAGAGAUGGUUAAGGCACUGGAAAGCUUGAAAGAAGCCUUGAGAGUUUGGAAUAAGGAGGUGUUUGGGGAUUUGAGGAAGAGGAAGAAUAAGCUUUUGGCAAGAAUUGGUGGUAUACAGCAAAGUUUGGGUAAAAGCAGAAAUCCGUUUUUGGAUGAACUAAGCCAAGAGCUUCAGCAAGAACUGAUGGAACUCCUGCUACAAGAGGAGAUUUUCUGGUUCCAAAAAUCUCGGGGGGAGUGGAUGGAAAAUGGGGACAGAAAUACACACUAUUAUCAUUUAAAAACUCUGAACAGGAGGAGGAGAAACAGGAUUGUAAUGUUAAAAGAUGAAUAUGGGAUGUGGAUUGACAACGAGAUAGAGCUAAUAGAAAUGGUCCGGAAUUAUUUCAUUAAUAUGUUUACAAAGGAAGUAGGAGGAAGAAGGUGGGUAGAUACAAAACAAAGAUGGGGGACAGUGUCUCAGGAAUGCUUAAAUAGGUUGAAUAAGAAUGUAGGGAGGGAGGAGAUAAGAAGGGCCAUGUUUAAUAUAGGGGCAUUUAAAGCUCCUGGAAUUGAUGGAUUUCCUGCUGCUUUCUAUCAAAGUAACUGGGAAUUAGUGGGGAAAAAUGUUAUACGCAGUAUUCAUAAUAUGUGGGAGAAUCCUUGCAAGAUUAAAGAGGUGAACGAGACACUUACAGUACUUAUACCAAAAAAUGAAAAGCCUGAAAGGGUAACGCAGAUGAGACCAAUUUCAUUAUGCACAGUAAUGUAUAAGGUGCUGUCUAAAAUCCUAGUCAACAGAUUGAAACCGAUUUUAAGUAAGAUAGUUUCUCCCUAUCAGACGAGUUUUGUACCAGGGAGAUGUAUACAGGAAAACAUCAUUAUUGCUAAAGAAAUUGAUCAUUUGAUGAGUAGAAUGAGUGGGAAGAAGGGUUUCAUGGCAAUUAAAAUUGAUUUGGAGAAGGCAUAUGAUAGGAUGAGCUGGGAAUUCCUAUAUAGAGUUCUUGGCGAGAUUGGAAUAAAUGGGAAGAUUUUGGAGGUUAUUGAAGCGUGCGUGAAUACUACUAGUUUUCAGAUUCUGUGGAAUGGAGCCAAGUCCACCUCGUUUUUGCCUUCAAGAGGAGUGAGACAAGGUGACCCCUUGUCACCUUAUCUUUUUGUGAUGGGUAUGGAAAAAUUGUCACAUAUAAUUGCAGAUGCAGUAACAGCAAAACAGUGGAGACCAAUUAAGAUAGGGAGGAAAAAGAUGGAAGUGCCCCACUUGAUGUUUGCAGAUGAUUUGUUGCUUUUUUGUGAAGCUGAAAGGGAUCAAGUUGAGGUGGUGACAAGAUGUUUGCAGAAAUUUGCUGAGAUGUCUGGGCAAAAAAUAAAUCCUCAAAAGACUACUGUAUGUUUCUCCAGGAACGUAAGCGAGGAAAACCAGAAUGAACUUGUUAAUAUAUGUGGUUUCAGCAAAGCAGAAGGGAUUGGUAGAUAUUUGGGGGCCCAAGUAGUUAGGGGAAGAAACCUAAGAAGAAACUUUGAUUUCAUAAUCGAUAAAGUGCAAAAGAAACUCAGUGGAUGGAAGAGGAAUAGUCUAUCCUUGGCUGGAAGGUUGACAUUGGUGCAAUCUGUUACUCAACAAAUGCCUGUUUAUCAUAUGCUACAUGAAGACAUACCAAAAGGUGUCUGCAAACAAUUAGAAAAGUUAUAG
Neltuma alba is the source of this 3720-nucleotide messenger RNA. RefSeq lists its product as uncharacterized. Lineage: Eukaryota; Viridiplantae; Streptophyta; Magnoliopsida; Fabales; Fabaceae. Bases 1 to 3720 code for a protein of 1239 amino acids. Gene Ontology annotation, molecular function: catalytic activity. The transcript is spliced from 2 exons. The record is from RefSeq and is a predicted model, not a curated record.